UAUUGAAUAGUAUGCUACGUCCAGACUAAAAUAUAUCAUACAAGUCUAUUUUUAAUGUAUCUAAUUCAAUUGUUUUAAUUUGUAUUUUAGUCUUUUAAUGGCACGGGGAACAAGAAAACUAAAAGAGUUUGUUUCAACGAAAUUUCAAAUGGACCUGUGCAAAAAAAAACAAAAUCUAUUACAAAAAGUCACAAUCUCAAGAAAAAAUCAAAGAGUAUUGUUAUGGAAGAAAAAAAUACUAAGAAAAAUCAAUUUGAAACGAAAAAAAGCAAAAAUGAGAUAAAUAAAAUGAAAUCUAGUAAUAAAGCUACACUCGUCGAAUUAAAAGAAGCUCCAAGUACAAGUUCAAACACAAAAAUCGAAACAGUAGAAUCCGAAGACGUUACACAACAAGUCACCGAAACAACUGUACAAAACUCACCUAAUUUACUAGAUAACAAUGAAGGAAGACUUACUGAAAGUGCUAUACUUGAAGCGGUAAACCACGCUGAAAAGACAAGUAGGAUACAUAAUACGAUUGUAAAAAUGAGAAACCGUCGUCCUUCAUGUAUCAUCCGUGCAUAUUAUCAACGUCCAUCAAAUUCCAAUAAGUACAAAAGAAAAUUAUCCGAUGUUAAAGAAGUGCUAAAUAAUUAUCUAAAGCGUUUUAAGCCUUCAUAAAUAAAUAAAUAAAUAAAUCUUACUGUUUUUAAUUUUUAUAUAUUCUAUUUAUA
Myzus persicae (green peach aphid) is the source of this 713-nucleotide messenger RNA. RefSeq lists its product as uncharacterized. The record is from RefSeq and is a predicted model, not a curated record. NCBI's taxonomy places the organism in Eukaryota, Metazoa, Arthropoda, Insecta, Hemiptera, Aphididae. The transcript is spliced from 3 exons. The coding region runs from base 223 to 660 and encodes 145 amino acids.